CAGACCCUCUAUAUAAUGUGCCUUCCAAAAGUCUUCUUCUAAAUCAUCAUUUUGGUUUCCCCUUGUCUCUCGCAUUCUCAUAUCUCCUGUUUCAAGAUGUUUGAGGCAAUUUCACAUUGGUUUCCUCUUAUCUUGUCUUCUCUCAUUUUCAUAUUCUUCUUUUGUAAGGCAAUUUCACAUUUGUUUCAUGGCAAGAAGACUGAUGAAACCAAAGAUUUGGAUGGUGCUGAUGAUCAGAAGAGUGUAGUUGGCGUAGAACAGAAAAAGACGAUCCAUGGAACGGUUGUGUUGAUGAAGAAAAAUGUGUUGGAUUUCACUGAUUUUCAGUCGUCUUUAUUGGAUCGAGUUGAUGAGUUUUUGGGACAUGGGGUUUGUUUGCAGCUCGUUAGUGCUGUUCACGGUGAUCCAGAAAAUGAAAUGCGAGGAAAACUUGGAAAAGAAUCGCAUAUUGAACAUUGGAUCACGACAAUGACCUCAGCCAAAGCAGGAUCAUCUGUAUUUGGGAUCACAUUUGAAUGGGACGAAUCAAUUGGAAUUCCAGGGGCUUUCAUUAUUAAAAAUCUCCACCACAGUGAGUUCUACCUCAAGUCACUCACACUUGAAGAAGUUCCUGGCGUAGGCCGUGUUCACUUCGUUUGCAACUCUUGGGUUUACCCGGCUCACCAUUACAAAAGUAACCGCAUUUUCUUUGCUAACCAGAGUUACCUUCCGAAUCACACACCAGAACCUCUAAGAAAGUAUAGAGAAGAUGAGCUUAAGAUUCUCCGUGGAGACGGAACGGGAGAACUCAAGGAGUGGGAUCGAGUUUACGACUAUGCAACGUACAAUGAUUUGGGUAACCCUGACAAAGGACCCAGGUACGCCAGACCAAUUUGUGGGGGAUCAUCAGAGCUUCCUUAUCCUAGAAGGGGACGUACCGGUCGCAAACCCACAAAGACAGAUCCCAACUACGAAACCAGAUUAUUCCUGUUGAGCCUCGAUAUUUAUGUGCCGAGAGAUGAAAGAUUUGGUCACUUGAAGAUGUCUGAUUUUCUAGCCUACUCUCUGAAGGCCAUCGCCCAAGUCCUUCUUCCAGGGAUAGUAUCAUUUUUGGAUAGCACUCCAACGGAAUUUGAUUCUCUCCAGCAAGUGUUAGACCUACACGAUGGAGGACUCCGGCUUCCAUCCGCUGCAAUAGAUGUAAUUCGCCACUCCGUCCCCUUUCAAAUGAUUAAGGAAAUCUUUCGUACAGAUGGACACGUACUUAAGUUCCCUGUACCUCAUGUAAUCCAAGAGGAUAAGUUUGCAUGGAGGAGUGACGAAGAAUUCGGAAGAGAAAUGCUUGCUGGAGUUAACCCUAUUGCAAUUCGACUUCUUGAGGAGUUUCCACCAAUCAGCAAGCUCGACCCUGAACUAUAUGGAGACCAUUCAAGCUCAAUAACCAAAGAACAUAUUGAGAAGAACCUAAAUGGCUUAACAGUAGAAGAGGCUUUGAUGAACAAGAAGCUAUUCAUAUUAGAUCAUCAUGAUACAUUGAUUCCGUACCUGAACCGCAUAAAUACAACUACAACAAAAACUUACGCGACAAGAACCGUCCUCUUGUACCAACAAGACGGGACAUUGAAGCCUUUGGCUAUUGAGCUAAGCUUGGUUCAUCCAGAUGGAGAAAAACACGGUGCAGUUAACGAAGUUCAUACACCGUCUGAAGAUGGUGUUAAAGCAUCAGUUUGGCACCUGGCCAAAGCUUAUGCAGCUGUGAAUGACUCUGGUGUCCAUCAACUCAUAAGCCACUGGUUGAAUACACAUGCGGUUAUUGAGCCGUUUGUAAUUGCCACAAACAGGCAACUAAGUGUUAUUCACCCAAUUUACAAGCUGUUGCAACCUCAUUAUCGAGAUACAAUGAAUAUCAACGCAUUGGCUCGUCAGACUCUCAUUAGCGCUGAAGGUAUCCUUGAAAAUACUGUUUUCCCAGGAAAAUACGCUAUGGAAUUGUCAGCAACAAUUUAUAAAACGUGGGAUUUCACUGAGCAGGCACUCCCGGCCGAUCUCGUUAAGAGAGGAAUGGCAGUUCCGGACCCAACCAAACCACAUGGCCUUAGCCUAGUGAUUGAAGAUUACCCUUUUGCUGUCGACGGGCUUGAAAUUUGGUCAGCGACUGAGAAAUGGGUUCAUGAAUAUUGUUCAUUUUACUAUCCGACAGACGACUUGAUCCAGGGUGAUUCAGAACUCCAGGCAUGGUGGAAAGAUGUUCGAACCGAAGGCCAUGGUGACUUGAAAGAUAAACCAUGGUGGCCAAAACUGCAAACUCUGUCAGACUUAACUAAAUCAUGCACCACCAUUAUAUGGGUAUCUUCAGCGCUCCAUGCAGCAGUGAAUUUUGGUCAGUUCCCAUACGCAGGUUACUUACCGAACCGACCAACAGUAAGCCGAAGAUUCAUGCCCCAGCCAGGUACACCUGAAUACGCUGAACUCGAAAACAACCCAGAUUUAGUUUUCUUGAAAACUAUAACUAGUCAACUACAAACCUUACUUGGGGUAUCUCUAAUUGAGACCCUGUCAAGGCAUUCUUCUGAUGAAGUUUACCUGGGACAAAGAGAUUGUUCUGAAUGGACAUUAGAUACAGAACCACUCGAAGCUUUUAAGAGAUUUGGAGAUAAUCUGGUUGAGAUUGAGAAUAAGAUAAUGCAAAUGAACCAUGGUAAGAAAUUCAGAAACAGAUUUGGACCAGUGAAUAUGCCAUACACACUGUUGUAUCCAAAUACUUCUGAUCUAAGCAAAGUUGGUGGACUUACCGGCAAAGGAAUUCCAAAUAGUGUUUCCAUUUGAGCUUUGAGUGGUUAGCCUAGAUACAUCUCAAUAAUGGAAUGCUCAUGCAUCCCAGGAACUAUGAAUAGUUUUUAUGGUGUACUUGUUUUAUUGAUUGCUUCUAACGAAAAUAAUUUCGCAGGACUUUGUAUUUA
Molecule: messenger RNA, 2939 nt
Organism: Papaver somniferum (opium poppy)
Lineage: Eukaryota; Viridiplantae; Streptophyta; Magnoliopsida; Ranunculales; Papaveraceae
Product: probable linoleate 9S-lipoxygenase 5
Exons: 9
Coding region: 97-2805 (902 amino acids)
Biological process (GO): lipid oxidation
Molecular function (GO): protein binding; oxidoreductase activity, acting on single donors with incorporation of molecular oxygen, incorporation of two atoms of oxygen; metal ion binding
Source: RefSeq, a predicted model, not a curated record